Molecule: messenger RNA, 3003 nt
Organism: Clarias gariepinus (North African catfish)
Lineage: Eukaryota; Metazoa; Chordata; Actinopteri; Siluriformes; Clariidae
Gene: fam3a
Product: FAM3 metabolism regulating signaling molecule A
Exons: 11
Coding region: 467-1156 (229 amino acids)
Source: RefSeq, a predicted model, not a curated record
AACGCGACCCGGAAAAAAUGACAACCACGUUCGUUUAGACGAGAUGCAAUAUUUGCUUGACCCUGUUAGUGUUAGCGCUAACAUCCCCUGCUUUAUCCUGGGCAUUGUGCACUGAGGAGAGGAUUAAGCAGGAGGUUUGGCCCUGGGAAUGGGGGAUUUAUGAGCAGUGCGGCUUUUGGAAAAAUGUUUUGAUCAUGCGCGCGGAGGGAUCAGUCACGCGCGCGCUCCACUUCGUCCUUGGCUGUUCCUGGAGACUUUCGGACUGAAAACAAGACACAACAACCAGGACUCGCAGCUAGCAGCUAGCUUAGCCGAGUGGGCGGCGUUAGAGACGCGGGCACGUUCAGGUUUGCGUUUGUCAGUUACAAAUCAAUUCAUCCCGGAAGUGCUGUGUAGGUGUCCAUGGUGUUUUGAGGGCUCCAGGAGUCUCAUCUUGUGUGCUGUUCAGGAUCUGCGGUCUGAUAUCAUGAGGCUGGCAGGACCACUGCGUGCAGUCGCUGUCGUGUUCCUGGUAGGCUUGACUUGGCUUCUGGCAAGUUCCAUACUAGGAGGAGAUGGAGUUUCUUUCAUGAAAAUGUUCUUUUCUGGUGCGCAAGAAGAGCCCACUCCAGAUCCAUCGCCACACCGGUACAAGUGUGGCCUCUCAGCCCCGUGUCCUCCUAAACACCUUGCGUUCCGUUUGAUAUCUGGAGCUGCAAAUGUCAUUGGACCUAAAAUCUGUCUGGAGGACAAAAUUCUUGUGAGCAGUGUGAAGAACAAUGUUGGCAGAGGACUUAACAUUGCCUUGGUAAAUGGGCUCACUGGAGAGCUUAUGGAAACAAAAUCAUUUGACAUGUGGGAAGGAGAUGUGUCGGAUUUGCUGAAAUUUCUGCGACCUCUCCAUGAAGGAACCUUAGUGCUCGUGGCAUCUUUUGACGAUCCAGCCACCAAACUGAACGAUGAGGCGCGGCGGCUGUUCGAGGAGCUCGGCAGCACGGCGAUAAAGGAGCUCGCGUUCAGGGACAGCUGGGUGUUUGUGGGAGCCAAAGGAAUAGAAAACAAGAGCCCAUUUGAGCAGCGAAUGAAGAACAGCAAAAGUAGUAAUAAAUAUGAGGGCUGGCCGGAGGCGUUGGAGAUGGAUGGCUGCAUUCCCUUACGCAACCCCCUAGAGAGCUAAUCCCGCAGUCGCACAAACGUCGAACAAGGACGUGUACAAUGAACUUCACCUCAAACUAAACUGGUUGAGUGAUCCUCAACACGAACGUGACACUACUAGGAUAGCGAACAGAGACUUCACCAAUAAAACUUCACCCUGUUUCCAUGAAGUAUACAAAACACACACAAGUUUAUGUAUGUAAAAGACCACAAUGCGUCGGUCACGAUUUUACUAGCCAUGAACGCAGUAUAAAAAACGUUCUUUCAUUUACUGUGACUAUUCCACGCUUCUGAUGACCAGUGGCACAUUGUGUGAACAUAUAAGAUUUAAAAACAUUCCUAGUAAAUAGUGUUAGGGAGUGCUAGUGGUAUGCAAUAAGGAAUGUCCCUCUUUGUGUUACCUUUUUUAAAGUACAUUUUCAUCUUAUUUAAUCAGGUGUGGCAAAUAGUUGCUGUGGAAGUCACUCCAAACUUAUGAUUAGCGUUUUGAAUUUUUGUUUACCCAUUUUUUUUCUUUUUUUUUUUUAGAAAACGUAUGAAGAUGGGUCUGUGCUGUUUUUUAAGUAAACUUAUUUAAAUAAAACAUGAAUGUGAUAUUUACAACAAACUCGAACACUCCACUCUCAUCCUAGGAUUUUUAAAUGUUCUGAGCAUCAGUUGAGGUGAAAAUAUUAGACCAUGGCCACUAGAGGGCGACAUAAAUUUAGGAAUGUGCCUGUAAAUGUAGGUAUGGCGUCCAAUAACAGGAAACUACACACAGUGUACAGGUGGCCAUUUUUUUCUAAUAGAGCAGUCUAAAAUAAAUGAGUAAUAACAGUGUACACACGCAUCAUCUUUGGCAAAUAUGAUAAAUAGAAUACAUUUUACUGACACAUAAUGGAAGGUUUAUACUAAUACGAGUAGAAGAUCACUACGAAAAUAGGAUGCUUCAGACAAAGUCCUUGAAUAACUGUGCUAGCUAACUGUAAAUCUUGUGUUGUUUAAACCUUUGCGUAUGGUCUGUGUGUGUCUACAAGCAUUGCUACCUGGGUUUGGACUGUUUCUUCCAUUUUUCUUGACAGAUUCUCUCAAAUUCAAUCAGACUGAAUAUUAAAUGUUUGUAAAUCUGGCAUCUACACAGAUGUUCUCUUGGGUUCGAGUCAUGGCUUUGACUGGGACAUUUAGACAGACCAAUUAAAUUUUAUUUGCAUAGCGCUUUUAAAAAUUGUCAUUGUCGCAAAGCAGCUUUACACCGUCAAAAGAAAAUUAUGAAAAUUUGUAUGAAAUGUGUAAACCAACCAAAGACCAAAACUACAUGUAAUGCUAAAAGGUGAACCUUUACCCAACCAUAAGCUUUACCUUGGAGGUUGAACUCUUGAUCAGGUUUUCUCUGUAUGGAUCCUAGGAGGUUCAGCCCAAAAAAUUUGUCCUUUUUAAUUUUAUUUUUUUAACAUUGAGAUUUCUGGCAUGAUUGUCCUUCCAGCAGGUUCUGCUGUUCCUACUGGAUAGAAGCUAAUGUUGCAUAAAAUAUUGACAAGGUACAAUAAUUUGAUUAAAACAGUUUAUAUGAGAGAAUUAUUUUCCUUUAGUGCUGGUUUUCUUGUAUAAUUUUUACCUAAUCAGUUCAUACAGUCAUUUAGAAAAACAUUGUGUAAUUAUAUUAUUCCAUGUUGCAAGAAUAUAUUGACUUUUAUAUUUUCUAAUUUUGCUGCUGUAUGUAAUAGAAUGUUGUCUAGUAAAUAGGUCAAGUUGCAGGUGUUUUUUUUUUUUCAUGCCAGUGUUUAGUCACAAGUCUUCUUUUAUUAAGUCAGGUGCGGGCUUCCUUAAUCAUGUUAAAGUCAAGUCAUAAGCCAUUGUCAAGUUGAAUUACAAGUCCUCAUGGCAAGUUUA